AUGGCGGUGGCCCCCUGGGAGCAGGGCCGCCCCGAGGGGCGGCACGAGCCAGCCCGCAAGAGGCCGGAAGGCGAGAGCGGUGACGCCGACAGGGAGCGGCUGUACGAGCUGCAGCUGCGCGUGCAGUAUCUAGAAGCCGCGGCGCGCGAGCGCGAGGAGGUGCUCGCCCGGGAGAAGGAGCGCUCGGCCAGGGCGCACAAGAAGGUGAAGCAGCUGCUGGGCAAGCUCUCCGAGCGAGACGAGGCGCUGGCCGAGACGCGGCGGGCGCUGCAACACCUGCUCAUGGCCGGCGCGGGCGGCUCCCGAGGAGGCCGCUCCCGGGGCGGCGCCGAGGCGGCUCCCGGCGGCGACGCCGGGGCCUGCGAGGACAGGGCGGUCGCCGCCGCGGCGGAGCCGCCAGAGGCCGCCAGAGCCGCGGCCGCCGCGGCCCGCCCAGGCCGCGCGCGGCAGGCGCGGGGCGGGGCCGCGCCGCCAUGCGGCGCGGCGGCGCCGCCGAGCGCCCAGGCCGAGGCCGCCGAGGCUCCGGUGCUCAGCGGCAGCUCCUCCGUCGACGCCAACGCGGCCGCGCGGGAGCGCGCCGAGAUCGUGUCGCAGCUGGAGCGCCACCUGACGCAGAUGAGGACCCACCUCGAGGGCAGCGAGAAGGAGGCCCGUGAGCUCGAGGGCCGCGUGCGCGCCAAGGAGGCCGAGUGGAACGGCAACUCCAAGGCCAGCCAGCCCACGGAGGUGGUCCGCGCGCACUGGCAGGCGCUGCACGACCUGCGGCAGCAGGCCCAGGAGAAGCGCGGCUUCGCGAUGGACCUUUGCCAGAAGACGCGGAGGCUGGAGGAGCAGAUCUCCGCGCAGAGGGAGCUCAUCCUCGACGACGCGUUUUGCUCAGUCGGGGUGGAGCGGGGCCAGGAGUCGGAGGGCAGCGUCCAUGAGAACGACGAGCACCUCCAGCGCCAGAAGGCCCUCCGCGCCUUCCUCGACGCCGCGGGCGCCGCCGGCGAAGCGCUGCGGGCGCGCCCGGCGCUGCGCGCCGCGCUGAAGGCGCGGCCUCCGAGGCUCACCGGCGAGGCGGCGGAGCAGUGCAGGCCCGAGGAGCGGACGCAGAUGCUCAGCCUGUUCGCCGCCUGGGCGGCCGUCUCCGGCGACUCCCCCUGCGCCCUGCACGUCAGCGACCUGAUGCUGGCGGCGGCGGACGCCGACGAGCUGCGGGCGUCCCUCGCGACGUGCGGGGCGCAGCUGCAGGAGUGGCACAUGGCCCGCUGCCCCGCCGAGAGCGAGGCCGCGACGCGCGCGCUCUGCGCCGGGCUGGCCACGCAGCCGCUGCGCCGGCUGAGCCUCGGCUACAACUGCCUCGGCGUCGCCGGCUCGCUGGCGCUGGCCAACGUGUGCGGCGCCUGGUCGGCCUCGCUGGAGUACCUCGGCCUCGAGAUGAACGGCCUCGGGGACCAGGGCUGCGAGGAGGUGGCCCGGGCCCUGGAGCGCGGGAGCCUGCCCCAGCUCCGGCAUCUGGAGCUGGGCUGGAACGAGCUGUCGGCCUCCAGCCGCGCCGACGCUCGCGUCGCUGCUGACCUGCCCCGGCGAGGGCGAAGCCCUGGCGGCGGCGGCCGAGGAGCAGCAGCCCCCGGCGCCGCGGCUGGAGAAGCUCGGCCUGGCGGGCAACAACCUGGGCUCCGGCGGGGCCAUGGCGCUGGCGCUCGCGGCCCUGUCGGCUCCGGAGCGCAGGCUGGACCUGGACCUCUCCAUGAACCACGUGGAGUCGGGGCCGCUGCACGUGCUGACGGAGUGGGUCGAGGCGUGCGACUGUGCGUCCGUCGGCGUCUCGCUGGGCCUGGAGUGGAACAUCGUCGACGACCCCGCCGCCGUGGAGCGCCUCGCCGCCGCCUGCAGCGGCCUGGCCUCGCGCCUCGGCGGGGCGGCGUGCCCGGGUGCCCCGCGGGCCCCCUUCGUGCGGCUGGCGAACAACGAGCUGCCGGGGCUGGACGCGGGGGCCGUCGUGGAGGACUCCCGCGGCCUCGUCGCCAUGUGAGCUGCUCGGGCCCGCCGCGGGGGACGGGGCAUCUCGGCGCGGCAGCUCGGCGCGGCCGUGGCGUGUGA
Molecule: messenger RNA, 2085 nt
Organism: Prorocentrum cordatum
Lineage: Eukaryota; Dinophyceae; Prorocentrales; Prorocentraceae
Source: the annotation of a GenBank genome assembly